CAGGCGCUUAGUCGUUGAGUGUGUUGUGUAUUUUUGCUGUGGAUGAGCGAUAAGUCGUGGCUGUGUUAAGAGACUCAGUCAAAAGAUUUGAAAUAUAAAAAUAAUUCAGUCGAGUGGAAGUGGUUGCAAAGUGUAUCGCAAGUGUGGAGAACACAUAAUAGAUAUAAUUUUUGUGUUUUGUGAACAGCGAAAUUCGGCAUCAUGGCAGAUUCCGUACCGGCUAGAGGCAAUGUUUUAGGGUCACUGAUUCCGGCCAGAUACAUUCUAGCCAUACUAGGUUCCAUUGCCAUGUCCAUCAUCUAUGGCCUGAAAGUGAAUUUAAGUGUUGCCAUGGUUGCAAUGUUAAAUCAUACAGCCAUCCGCGAAUCAUCGGGAGUACCGACCGUACACAUAGCAAUUGCGCAAAACAUUACCACUGACGAUGCAUGCAGGGAAAGCAGUUCCUCUGGAGCCGUUGAAGACGGACCGUUCGUUUGGUCAGAGCCGUUGCAAGGAACGAUUUUAUCUUGCUAUUUCUGGGGUUAUUUAGUGAGUCAGAUGCCGGGUGCAAGAAUUGCGGAAAAUUUCUCCGCCAAGUGGGUCAUGUUCUUUUCGGUUGCCAUCAACAUUGUGUGCACUCUGCUAACACCGAUAAUGUCGGAACUAGGCUACAUGGGAAUGAUUAUGAUGCGUAUUGGUGAAGGUAUUGGCGGCGGUGUAACGUUUCCAGCUAUGCAUGUGAUGCUUGCGUCGUGGGCUCCACCGAACGAACGUUCAAUGAUGUCGUCGAUUGUAUAUGCGGGCACAUCAUUAGGAACGGUCAUUUCCAUGUUAAUGGCAGGAAUAUUGGCCGGAAACUGGGGUUGGGAAUCAGUCUUUUAUGUAAUGGGUGGACUCAGUCUAAUUUGGACAGUUUUAUGGGUAUGGCUGGUACAGGACACACCAAAUAAACAACCGUUGAUCAGUGCAGAGGAGAGAAUUUUGAUCACAUCAUCACUGGGAACGGCUGAUAGCCAUGAGAAAACGCAACCGAAAAAGGCUGUCCCUUGGAAGAAGGUCAUUACCUCAACACCAUUCUAUGCCAUUUUAGUCGCCCACAUCUGCUCGAAUUUCGGAUGGUACAUGUUGUUGAUUGAGCUUCCGUUUUACAUGAAGCAAGUGUUAAAGUUCAACAUCCAAGAGAAUGCAAUCGCAACGGCGGUGCCAUUCUUGACCAUGUGGGUGUUCUCGAUGGUAAUCAGCAGAACUCUGGACUCUCUGCGACAGAAGGGGAAAAUCAGUACGACAGUUGCAAGGAAAAUUGCCACAUUGUUCGCUUCCGUUGUGCCAAUGGUUUGCUUAUUAAUUCUGUGCUACAUCGGUUGCCAACGAUUUUUGGCUGUUAUCAUCAUGGGAAUUGCCAUCACUAGUAUUGGAGGUAUGUUCUGCGGCUUCCUAAGUAAUCACAUUGAUAUUGCGCCCAAUUUCGCCGGCACUUUGAUGGCGUUGACAAAUACUGCAGCCACAGUCGGUGGAAUUUUCGUACCAAUUUUCGUUGGAAGGGUGACUCACGGGAACCAAACGAUUGAGGCCUGGCGUAUCAUAUUCUUCGUGACCAUUGCCCUGUAUUUGAUCGAAAUUUUAGCGUACACAAUUUUCGGUUCCGGUGAUGAGCAACCGUGGAACAAAGUUAGUGAAAUUGCGGAGGAAUGUGAGGAAGGAACACCACUGAAAGGAACUGAAGCUGAACGAGAAGGGCGGAACAGUUACACUGUCAACAAGUAGAUUGAUGCCAGCCAAGGGCUUGCGUCGAGAAACGUGUCGGCCGUACUCAUCAUGCUAAGCUUUGCAUAAUCAGCAACUAACGAAGUGGUCAAACGACCAUUGAGUUAAGGGAUUUUGUUUUGGAUUUUUGCCAGCCAAAAGGAGUUAUUUUACUAAUGUACGCUUAAUCAGUCAUAGGGGAUUUUUCUGAAUUAUUUUCCUUCCCAUUCUCAUUUUGUAGACACAUUUUAUUUUCUAAGUUUUGUUUUGUCGUGAAGCCACACGAGAUAUUAUAAUUUAUUCGAAUAAAUGU
Bradysia coprophila is the source of this 2035-nucleotide messenger RNA. RefSeq names its product major facilitator superfamily transporter 3 (gene MFS3). Gene Ontology annotation, biological process: transmembrane transport; monoatomic anion transport. Lineage: Eukaryota; Metazoa; Arthropoda; Insecta; Diptera; Sciaridae. The record is from RefSeq and is a predicted model, not a curated record. Gene Ontology annotation, molecular function: transmembrane transporter activity. Gene Ontology annotation, cellular component: membrane.